This is a messenger RNA of Linepithema humile (Argentine ant), 1803 nucleotides long. The record is from RefSeq and is a predicted model, not a curated record. Lineage: Eukaryota; Metazoa; Arthropoda; Insecta; Hymenoptera; Formicidae.
UACGUACAAAAUCAAAUUUUCGUAGUUUGCGCACACAUUUUUAAAUAUCCCUAGAAAAAAGUGGUUAUAUUACCUUACGGUAAGACACAUAAGUAUCAUCUUUGAAAUAUUAUUAUUUACAUUACAAGAGAUCGACGUUUGAAUUUUAUCAUGUUGUAUCGGCAAGGUAAUAUAAACCGCAGGACAAAAGGAAUUUAUUUCAUUAUCCAUCGUGCGAGCGGUGAAUUCGGAGUAUGUAAUAGAGGACUUACUGAAAGCAUUAUAAGCAGACACUAAACGUAACGAGUCAGGCAAUCGAUUACAGUAAGAUGUUAUCGUUGAAUGUUACCGUCAUUCCAUUUCUGCUAGAGACUCUUAUAUCCGUCGAAAACGUGACGGAAUGGAUGUUUGGUCCAGAAUACGUGUUCCAACUGAACAACACCAUUAUAGUAUACACAGAUCGUAUAGAAAUUCAAGAUAUAACUGCUAUAGUGAAUUGUCGUCUAAAAGAAUCGGCCGAAAAUAAUCUAUGCUGUCAUGCACACGAAAUCAUUAUCUCAAUGAUGAUGCGGCCGGUGUAUGAAAAUAUGAGUAUACUUAAAAUAAGCAGAAUAAGACACAUAAUGUCUUUCAGUUCCCAUGUAAUAACGAAUAAAGUGCCAGACCAAUUAUUUGAAAUAGAAUUUGGGAGACUAGGUGUGCGAGUUUUUGAAAUGAAAACAAGCAGUAAGAGUAAGCAUGCACAUCUUGGUGACAGCAUCAUAGAUGCCAUUGAGCAAUUCCACAUUGGCAUUGAUUUGAGUGUCGCAGCUGGAGAGAGCAUGAAAAAUUAUGAAAACGUGAAAAAUGGAUCACAUGUAAUCAGCUCUUUCCCGCAAAAUGAAAACACGUUAAGAGCUUAUAACUGUACCACGUCAUGCAUCAUUACGUAUACACCAUCAAACGAAUAUAACAAAGAUGGAGAAUUUGAAGUCAGAAGGAAUAAAACGAAAUUCGAUUUUCACCUCAAAUUGCUACCGAUAUCUUACACGAAUCCCAACGGUAAGACUUUUUCGAUAGAGAGAACUAGAAUGGCAUGCUCUUAUAAUCCGCAAUACCUCAGUCUUUUUGACAAGAAUUGGAAGAUUCACAACGUGAUAGAAUAUUUUAAUAAAAUGGAGAUCCGUGAUAAAGAACCGAAGUUCACAAGUCACACUCAUUUAGACGGGAAUGUAUUUUCCCAAACACUUUGAAUUACUUUUCGAUAGAUGUGCACCUCCACCUACUCCGUAUUAUACCUGCACAGACUAAUUAUGCAAGUGUAUUUGAAUGAGACCGUUAUGAAAUCAAAGAGAAAUAGGAUAGAUAAAUAAUUAAUUAAUAAAUAAAAUACACCGAAAGAUAAGAGAUCAAUAAAAUCUGAGAAGGCAAAGCGGAAUUUGUCGUUAAAUAGCUGUUCAAAUGGUUGAAUAAAUAGAAAAAAAUUGUAAAAACAUUCUAAGAACAUUUGUCAAACUGAUGAUUUCUUUCUCGUCUUCUAAUCAAUGAGGGAUAGCGGAUUUUAGUUAACUCUUGUCAGUAAUAGUCGGAAUAACCAUUUUUUGUAAAAAAUGAUAUUUUAAUAAUUUAAUAUUUUUAUACUAUAUAAUAUACAAUAUUUUAACAAAAUGGAGAUCCAUGACAAAGAACCGAAGUUCACAAGUCACACUCAUUUAGAAGGGAAUGUAUUUUUCCCCAAAACUUUGUAUUACUUUUCGGAAGAUGUGCACCUCCACCUGAUGUGGAAAAUAUUGUAUUUUUGUAAUAUUAUGAUAUAAUAAAUCAUAUACGAAAUCUAUACAGAAA